AGUGGCGGCUAGAGCGGGAGCGCUGAGUUGUCGGGCGGCGGGACAGCGGCCCGGAAUAGGGGGCGGGGGUGUUGGUCAUGUUUCCCUUCGGGCCCCACAGCCCGGGCGGGGAUGGGGCGGCUGGAGCUGAGGAGCCGCCGCCUCUCGGAGGGCCGGCGGCAGCUUCCAGACCGCCCUCUCCAGCUCUGCGGCCGGCGCCCCAGCAGCAGCAGGGAGCUGACGCGGCCCCUCCCCCGCCCGCAGCCCGGAGCCCUCGCCUCCCGGGCGGCCCCGCGCUGUCGUCGGCUGAGCGUGCGGGAGAGCUCGCGGCCCCCGGAGCUCUGGAGCUGUCGGCCGCUGCAGCGCAGGCCGAGCUGUCACCGUCGUCCUCGCCGCGCAGGCGCUCGAGGCCAGACUGCAGGGCCGGCCACCGGAGCCGGCAGGGCCUCGGCUCGGGCCUGGGCGGCCCUGGCGCCCGACUGUUCGGGUGGCUGAGGGAGCGGAGCCUCGGCCGCGGGCUGUUCGUGGACCCGGCGCGGGACAACUUCCGCACGAUGACGAACCUGUAUGGUUCCAUCCACCCCGCGGACUCCGUGUACCUUAGCACCCGCACCCACGGGGCUGUCUUCAACCUCGAGUAUUCGCCCGACGGGUCAGUGCUGACAGUUGCUUGUGAACAGACUGAAGUUCUGCUUUUUGACCCUAUUUCUUCAAAGCACAUAAAAACCCUUUCUGAAGCGCAUGAAGACUGUGUGAAUAAUAUCAGAUUUCUUGAUAACCGGCUAUUUGCUACCUGCUCUGAUGAUACUACAAUAGCACUAUGGGAUCUGAGAAAAUUGAACACCAAAGUAUGCACUUUACAUGGUCACACUAGCUGGGUGAAGAACAUCGAAUAUGAUACUAAUACAAGACUCUUAGUAACAUCAGGAUUUGAUGGAAAUGUCAUUAUAUGGGACACUAACAGGUGCACAGAAGAUGGGUGUCCACAUAAGAAAUUCUUUCAUACACGUUUUCUUAUGCGAAUGAGAUUAACACCAGAUUGUUCUAAAAUGUUGAUCUCAACAUCCUCUGGAUAUCUUUUGAUUUUGCACGAUCUGGACUUAACUAAGUCUUUAGAAGUAGGCAGCUAUCCCAUUUUGAGAGCAAGAAGAACUACUUCAAGUUCAGAUUUGACCACUUCAUCAAGUUCUUCUGGUUCUAGAGUUUCUGGUUCACCUUGUCAUCACAGUGAUUCUAACUCAUCUGAGAAACACAUGUCACGAGCCUCUCAACGAGAAGGAGUUUCACCACGAAAUAGUCUUGAAGUCUUAACCCCUGAAGUUCCUGGUGAGAGAGAUCGUGGAAACUGUAUCACAUCUUUACAACUGCACCCCAAAGGCUGGGCCACCCUUCUUCGGUGCUCAAGCAACACUGAUGAUCAGGAGUGGACUUGCGUCUAUGAAUUCCAAGAAGGAGCUCCAGUGCGGCCUGUGUCACCUCGAUGUUCCCUGCGGCUGACUCAUUACAUUGAAGAAGCUAAUGUAGGCAGGGGCUACAUCAAAGAACUUUGCUUCAGCCCCGAUGGACGAAUGAUUUCUUCCCCACAUGGCUACGGGAUUCGCUUGUUGGGAUUUGACAAGCAGUGCAGUGAGCUUGUUGACUGUUUACCCAAAGAAGCCAGCCCCCUACGGGUGAUUCGCUCUCUGUACUCUCACAAUGACGUGGUCCUGACAACAAAGUUCUCUCCAACACACUGUCAGAUUGCCUCAGGGUGCCUUAGUGGACGGGUCUCUCUGUAUCAGCCAAAGUUUUAGGCACAACUUACAUCAAAUGAGGAACUCUUCUGGUGUUUGUUUAUGAAUUACUUCAAUUUAGGUGAAGUAUUUUCUUUUUUAGAAGAUCUUAUAACUCUGGGUCAAGAUAUUGGUUCUUAUGGGUUGGUGAACACCGUGACCCGAGUCCUUGGCCAUCCAGCAUCAUCUGGGCAUCUCUAUUCCAACCAUGCAGCAUCGUUCUCUCGGCAUUCCUUUGCUCUGCUGUCUGUGCCGCUGAGUUUGGGUUUUCCUAGUCAUUUUGCAUGUGGCUCUUGUUCUCUCCCCAUCCCUAUUUCCAUCACUGCCCCCCCCCAUUUUAUUUUGGUAUGAAUUUUGUGAGCAUUGGGUAAGAGUCAUGGUUGGGAUGAGGAACAGCCUGUGGCACUAGUGUUAAAUAAAACCCAGAAGUUGGAUGUUGGCACACCACUUGUUGAAAAAAAAGAAAGUUCAUCUUCAUUUAUCAGUACACUUGGCCUUUAAAGUUGCUUUUAAAUAUUGAGCACAGAUAAUAGCAUUAUUCUCAUAACUGAUACUCUUGCAACAAAAUAUCCUUUUAAAAUUUCCUGUUAAAAUUAUACAAGUUAUCUCAUGUGAGAUUUUUGUUGUGAAAUUCUAGAAAAAUAUUGCAACCUCAUUGUAAUUUAUUUUACUUGUAUGAAUUUAAAAUCUCCAGCAUGUGUCUGUAUUUGGUAUUUUGUUCCUGUCAGCAGCAUUGGAAAGGAAAGGAAUAAGCUCGGUCAUUUCUGUUGUACAGAAGAUUUAUUCAUUAGGUUGGUACAGUUUCUGGCCAUAGAGUGAGAAGACUAAGUUGGCUUAGAUUGGCUGUGAUUCUUUGAGUCACACAGAUGAGCUGUUCACAGUAAUGGGUGGGAGGAAAAUAAAAGAUUUUAUUGUCUUUGUUCCUUCAGCCAGAGAGCAUAAACUUAGUUCUCACCAUCACUAAGAAGGGACCUGUAGUCCUUUAAGUUGCUGUCACUUGAGUAGCACUACUGGCUCUGCUUUGGUCAUGGAAAGUAUCAGGCAAGGUGUGAAAGCAAUGCUACUCCUGCCUUGGAUGGGCAGCGUUCUUCCAGUCUCUGCUACAUUGAUUGGCACUGUUGAGAUGUGUUAGAAGCUGGAAUAAUUGAAGCCAUGCAGAGCCUUGCUCUCUUUGGCCACAUGCCCUUUAGGCCAGCGUUUCUCAAAUAUUAGGAUGCAGUAUAAUCCUUGAAGGAUUUGUGAAAAAUGUAGGAAUCUGGGCCUGACUUUAGAAGACUGAUUUAGACAGGGAAAGGACCGGACUCUGUUUAUAAAAAGAACCUUAAAUCAUCUAUAUCCAGGUGGCCUCCAGGUCAUAGUUUGAAAACAACCUGAAAUUGCAGUAGGUAUUUCUAUACCCAUUUGGUGCUUAACACAACUCCCACAAGAUGUUUCAUCCAUUUAAACAGUAAUAAUAAUAAAUCAACAAUAGCAAUUUUAGAGUAGCAUAUAACUUGAAAUGGUAUUCAUUUCAUCGUUAGACAAAUGAAAGAAGUUAAAUGAUUUGCCUGAGGUCAUACAAAGUUAGUGGGAAGGCCAGAGCUUCAAGUCUUUUAAUUCCUCGCUCAAGCCAGUUUCUACUGUAUUAUGACGGCUGUUACAAACAUCAGUGAUGCCAGGCAGUGGUGGCACAUGCCUUUUAUCCCAGCACUCAGGAGGCAGAGGCAGCCUGGCCUACAGAGCGAGUACCAGGGCAGGCUCCAAAACUACACAGAAACCUCGUCUUAAAAAACAAAACAAAAAAAUCAGUGAUUAUGGGCAUUUUGUCUUUAGGUUAUAUUAUUGUGAAUAAGAUGAUCAGAUUGGAAAAGGCAGCAUGGGAGUAGAUGCUGAAAGUUUUAUCCAUAGCAAAAAAGGUAUUUAAUACAGAAAUGUUGAAACAGCCCAAAUACACAAGUAAACGCACAGUUCUUUAUAGUGCCCAUCAGCCAUUCACACACCUGUAAGAGCUUGUGUCUCCCAAAGAACAAUGCUAGCUCUGGGGCAGUCUUAAAAAAUUAGAAAAGCUGGAAAACUUGUAGUCAUUG
Messenger RNA from Microtus oregoni (creeping vole), 3817 nucleotides. It is a transcript of the gene Dcaf10, whose product is annotated as DDB1 and CUL4 associated factor 10. Lineage: Eukaryota; Metazoa; Chordata; Mammalia; Rodentia; Cricetidae. The transcript is spliced from 7 exons. Gene Ontology annotation, molecular function: protein binding. The coding region runs from base 78 to 1772 and encodes 564 amino acids. Gene Ontology annotation, cellular component: Cul4-RING E3 ubiquitin ligase complex. The record is from RefSeq and is a predicted model, not a curated record.